AUGGCAGUUCCUUCAAUGGAACCCGAUGGAACAAUCGAAAGCAAUUGGACUGAAAAGGUUCAGGACUUUGAUCAAAUGAAUUUGCAUGAACCACUUCUACGUGGUAUUUACGGUUAUGGUUUCGAACGACCAUCUGCUAUUCAGCAACAGGCAAUUAGACCAUGUAUUUUGGGACAUAAUGUUAUUGCUCAAGCACAAUCGGGUACUGGCAAAACAGCUACAUUUACAAUUUCGAUUUUACAACGGCUCGAUUUAGAAUUUAAAGGAUGCCAAGCACUCAUUUUAGCUCCUACACGUGAAUUAGCUCAACAGAUUCAAAAGGUGGUGUUAACAUUGAGUGAUUAUAUGAAUGUCACAUGUCAUGCUUUUGUUGGUGGUACUCGAGUACAAGAAGAUAUUAAACGACUUGAAUCUGGUGUUCAGGUUGUUGUCGGUACGCCCGGUCGUGUUUAUGAUAUGCUCGAACGAUCAGCUCUUCGUAACAAAGAUAUCAAAAUGCUUGUUUUGGAUGAAGCUGAUGAAAUGCUUCAAGAAGGAUUCAAAGAACAAAUCUAUAAUAUUUUUGUCAUGAUGCCACAAGAUAUUCAAACUAUUCUUCUAUCAGCUACUAUGCCGAGUGAUGUUCUUGAAGUGACAACUAAAUUCAUAGAUAAUCCAAUUAAAAUCCUCGUCAAAAAAGAAGAAUUGACACUCGAAGGUAUUCGACAAUUCUAUGUUAAUGUCGAACGUGAAGAUUACAAAUUCGAUGCACUCUGUGAUAUUUAUGAAACAAUGUCGAUUGCAAAAGCUGUUAUCUUUUGUAAUACACGUCGAAAAGUCGAAUUUUUGACAGAAAAACUGCGUUCACGUGAUUUUACAGUUUCAGCUAUAUUUGGUAAAAUAGAGCAGAAAGAACGUGAAUCAGUUAUGAAAGAAUUCCGUUCAGGUUCAAGUCGAAUAUUGAUUGCAACUGAUUUAGUAGCACGUGGUAUUGAUGUUCAUCAAGUUAAUCUUGUCCUUAACUAUGAUUUGCCUAAUAACCGCGAAAAUUAUAUUCAUCGUAUUGGUCGAGGUGGUCGAUUUGGUCGCAAAGGUAUCGCUAUCAAUUUUGUUACCAAUGAAGAUCGAAGGAUAUUGCGUGAUCUAGAACAGUUUUACAAUACUCAAAUACAAGAGAUGCCAAUGAACAUCGCUGAUUUAAUAUAA
Molecule: messenger RNA, 1185 nt
Organism: Adineta steineri
Lineage: Eukaryota; Metazoa; Rotifera; Eurotatoria; Adinetida; Adinetidae
Source: the annotation of a GenBank genome assembly